This is a messenger RNA of Homalodisca vitripennis (glassy-winged sharpshooter), 2770 nucleotides long. RefSeq names its product NCK-interacting protein with SH3 domain. Gene Ontology annotation, molecular function: Arp2/3 complex binding; protein binding. The record is from RefSeq and is a predicted model, not a curated record. Gene Ontology annotation, biological process: endocytosis. NCBI's taxonomy places the organism in Eukaryota, Metazoa, Arthropoda, Insecta, Hemiptera, Cicadellidae.
AGUAGGCUAAUCAACCAACUUUCCUGCAAGCUGUUUGUAGUGGGGUAUCCUGUUUGGAGAAUUCUGCCACAGGAAGACUACAGUAGUCAAUCUCUGGAUAGUGUUCUUUUUUAUUUUAAAAAUAUAAUUUAAUUAUUUAGAUUUAUUAUUGGUACUUUAACAGCACAUGCUCUGAUUACAAAUUACAUUUUAAGACACAUUAGUCUCUUUUAGUAGGAAUUAUAACUUUAAAUUCAAAGUUAAAUAUUACAGUGAAACAUGUGCUUCCAACAAAUGAAACGGAAAUGCUCAGAGCUUUAUAUGACUUCGAAUCCACUAUACCUCAGACAAUCAAUUUCUCGAAAGGCGACUUUUUCGUUCUUCAUCCUAGUAUAAACAAGCAACGCAACUGGUGGCAUGUCAUCAGUGUCACGGGCCAAGUGGGAUAUGUGCCUAACAAUUACGUUCAGACUGUAGAGGUCGGCUCAAGAUGUGUUCUGGAUUUUUUAACCAAGUGUAUAAAGGCGUUAGAUAAAGAUAACCAAGCCAACAGUAGCUCUCGGAGGCAGGAAUUGAUUAAUGAGUUGAAGAAGAGACGGCACUUCCUCGCAAUGCGGAUUGCCCCCCGGGACUCCAGGUCCCCCAUACCUCCGCAGAGAGUGUCGUCCAGCCCCUCCACCCCCCGCUGCAGCUCCGCCCUGGCCUUCGCUUCCAAUACUGCCAACAGCUCCGACAUAUUCUCUAAUCUUGGAAAGAAUGCAACGCUACCAAAGAGCAAGAAGCAGAAUGCACCGAAAAAGCCUGUAAGGUCAGCCACGUCAGAUACGAACAGUCUGACUUGCACAAACACGCCCGAGCCAGGUGACGAUCUUCCCAGCAUGCCCAACGGACGAGUUUCAAGUCAUGGGGACGACCUUGGGCCUGAAUCUGUCUACAACCUUGUGCAGGAGGUACGCAAAGCAACGCACCUGAACUACGAGCUGUCCAAGGUGGCUAUCACGGUGGUUCUACGGGGUCUCCAAGAGUUGGUACCCCCUCACUCCACCCCCUCUCUGCUCAGCGUGCAGUCACUGCUGUCCGGCGACCUGAGCAUGCCGGCACGCAUCCUCGACAAGACCCACGAUGCUCAGCGACUGCGGCUCGUCCUGCAGGAGCUGGUCAGCUGUAAGGAAGACGCCCAGCAGCGCUCUUGGGAACUGUACGAAGAUGAGGCUGUCAUAUCUGAAUACCUACAUGAACUCAUCUCCAUUCUGGAGAAUGCCGACCCUGUGAUAUGUCGGAGAGUGUUGUCUCAGAAUGGGUACGAGGAGAUCUGUACACUGCUGCAGUCUCAGAAUGGGUACGAGGAGAUCUGUACACUGCUGCAGUAUUACCAGAUGGAAGUGCGCUGGCCUAUCCGGCAGCUACUGAUCAAAAGCCUCUGUGUCAUGUGUGCUGUUCAUCCCCCCGUCAUCUCCAUCCUGCUCAACUCUGUCCUGCCCAUGGAACUGGCCAGGGACAUGAUGAGUAACACUCGUAACAUCAGCAGACUUACCAACUCAUCGGCUCUACUGACCAGGAUAUUCUCGACAGGCGAGAGCAUGCCGGUAACUCACCUGGAACAUGUGGGCAGCGAGUUUGUCACGUUCCUCCUGGCCUUCAUCGAGGAACCGCCAGAGACUGACUCUGCCGAUGUUAUCCCUGACACGUUCCUGCGCGUUGUACUCGCGUACAACCUGCAGUUCCCUCCCCACUCCUCCCACAACCUCGUGUUGGAGGCGCUGGCUCGCCGUAACAACGCCAAAGUCUUCACCGAAAAGAUCCUCCUCAUACUCAACAGAGAAGAUGAUCCUCUCAGAGCAUAUUCGUCGACUUCGGGUGGCAAGUCUAUUUUCAAGAUGUUCUACGAUCUGUUCAGUUUCGACAAGACAGCAGCUCUAGUCUACACCAAUGACAUCAAAGUCCUCAUCGACAUGAUCGUCAGGCAGCUCACAGACCUGUCUCCUGGAGACGCGCGGCGGUCUGAGUAUCUCAAGUUGUGUCGGAUGGUCCUCCGCAACAGCAACUACUACGAACACAAACAUCGGAUCUCGGACCUGCAGAAGUGCUUCACUCGGAUAUUCUGUGAGGAUACACUCUCGUCGCACAACGAUCAGGCGCUGGUGCGUGACAUCUCAAACGAGUUCCCGCAAUACUUCAAAGGCUAACUCCAGCGAACUCACGAGGUAUGGAGUCUGUAACGGCAGUUUGUCCCUGUUUACCAAUAAUCGUCUAGUCGCUUUAUAACUUAUUAUAGUUUAAAUCUGCAAUAGGUUCUAUGAAUCGUUACAAAGAUUUAUGCAAUAAAAUGUAUACUUAUAUGGCAGUGCUUAAUUGAAAAUCAUUUGUGUUCAUUUUGUGUACAUUCCACGAUGUCUGUUGUAAUGCUGUUAUACGUUGAAUCCGUUUGUUUACGAUUAAAAUGGCAAUGUUCCUUAUUUAUUUUUACAAAAAUUUGUAAUGAUUUUUUUAUUGAUUUCAACAAAGAUCUGAUUUGUUUUAAUUUUAGAUUUAUUUUUCCGUCUAUUUUGUAUACAAAGUAUGUUUAUUUACAAUGAUUUUUUUUGUUAUUUAAUAUAACAGUUUAUCGCAAUAAUUGUUUUAUAACUGUGCCAAAUUUUCAACUUUUCUUCCAUACCAAUGUAUAGUGUCAAAUAUAUUACUAGAUUAAUAGUAAUUCCCAAUUUUAUGUACCGUAUUUGCCUUUAAGAUUAUAUACACAUAUAUUGUAGUUACCUAAUUCAAUACAAAUUAUAUUGAAGUUGUCUGUGUA